This is a messenger RNA of Dichotomopilus funicola, 3180 nucleotides long. RefSeq lists its product as uncharacterized. Bases 1 to 3180 code for a protein of 1059 amino acids. NCBI's taxonomy places the organism in Eukaryota, Fungi, Ascomycota, Sordariomycetes, Sordariales, Chaetomiaceae. The record is from RefSeq and is a predicted model, not a curated record. The transcript is spliced from 4 exons.
AUGUCAGACGCCAACAAAGGGCUCAAGCCUUCACCAGCGUCAGAGUCAUACGUCUGCUACGCCAAAGACGAUGUGCUUCUUAUCUUGAGCACCGGUGACCUCGACCUCAACGAACUGGACGUCCCCGAAAGUACCGUUCUGGUGUACGCCGAGACCGUCAUCAUUUCCAAAGACAUCUUGGCCCCGGGAAAAACACUUGGAAUAUUUUGCUGGGAACUGAAGGUUUCCGGGCCGGCUCCUUGCACUAUCAAUGUGUCGGGGCGUAAUGCUAUCGAUAUGAGUGCUUCCCCCUCAGGUGAUGGGAAAGCUGGCGACCCCGGUAGCAAGGGUGGUAACGUUUGGCUGUAUGUCGAGAAUACCGAUAUUUCUUCCAUCGGGCUAAAGAUCAAAGCCGAUGGAGGCAAGGGCGCCCGCGGCGGCGACACUUUGGAUAGAGACGCCACCGGCGGGAAUGGGGGGAAUGGGGGGGAUGCUGGCACCAUUAGCAUAGCAUACGGGGACCCGGCUGCUAACCUUCUUGCCAGCUUGCGGGGACUUCGGGAUCAAUCUUGGGUGAGAAGAAUGGCGGUGGUUCACGGCGCUUUUCUACCCGGUUGUGAUGCCUUCCCGCCAGGACGCAUCGACCCGGCACGGCUCGACGCGUUGAAAGAUACCGUAACGUUGCAUCAAACAUAUGCCGCAUCUGUUCAGCAACUGGCUUGGCUUCUCCCGACUACCAAACCUCAUUUCAACAACAGUGACGAGUGGCAGGCUGUAGAAGCGUGCCUCGACGCAAUCCGCAGCCUGCUGGGCUCGGGAGACUUUCCGGAGGUGUUGGAUGCGUCCCAUGUUUCCUCCGUCGACUCUCUCACAGCUUCCAUCGUUCAGUGGGUAGCGCCCGCAGGGGAAGGCAGUGACGGCAGGAAGUCAGAAAUACUGGGUCAAAUCCGGCUGCUGACCCAAAUUGUCGCCCGCACGUCCGGUGAUUCAACCUUUGCUACCAAGCUUCAAGGUAUUACCGAUGAUCUCAGGGCUGCCACUAUCAGAUUAGAAGUCUUGACGACAAGAGAUAUGCCCAGCGCCCUCGGCGGAAGCUACGGCGCUGGGGGCGUUGGCAAGUCCACAGGUAAGCCUGGCCAAGAAGGCAAAGACGGCUCACGCACCUCUCUGGUGCUCGCACCGGAGCGAGAUGCUGCGUAUCUCAGCCUGAGCCAGGCUUGUGUUUUCCCAGAGCAUGCUCAGAUGAUCUUGAACGAGGCGGACAAAUUGUUCUUUCUCAACACGCCGGAAUCUCGCCCCAAGGCUGCUGCAUUGUACACGCGGCUCGUCAACCGCCUUUCAUUCGUGCCCAAACUCGGGGAGACCGCGCAGGCCAAGGCGUAUGAUCGACUCGAGACGGAGCAGAAGCUGACAGUUGCGGCACUUUCGCAACUGGAGUUUGUCUUGUCACAGGCGCGCACGCGCCAGGCUCGAAUCCUCGCUGGACAGGACAUCUUCGGCCACGACCCAUCCUGGGUGCCGAGGCUGUCCACCGAGGUGUACGCCCAGCGGGCUGACAAGCUGCUCGUGGCUCUGAAGGAGGUGGAAGACAUGACAGCCGAUUACCAGAAAGCCGUCAAGAAAGACGGCAAAGUAAAGAAGUAUUUGAACAGGAGUCUCAAGGCCGGCAAGGAAAACGAGGAGCGUUUACAGGGUUUGCUAGACUCGCAAUGCGGUCCGGACGGGGCUAUUUCCGCAGCGGCUGCGCAAGUCACAAAGUUUGCACAGCUCCAGAGCGAGAAGCGCGAGGAGAUCAAGGGCCCCCUGAAUCGGGUGAAGGAUGAAAUUGGACGGGCAUCUCAAAUUGACUUUUGGAAAGUGUUCGAGGGGCUGUCCAACUUAGUGCAGCCCCCAUCCUUCAAGUUGGCUGUGGAUGUGGUGAUGGAAGGCGCUAAGAUUGGGAAGAUUGCCUGGGAUGCGGCCAACAAGGUCCAUGACGCGACGGGCGCCAGCUUUGACAAGGCCGACAUCAUCGAACAGCUCGCGACAUGUUCCGACACCCUCAAGUCCCUCGAAGAAACCGUUACCAUGAACAAUGACGGCAAGAUCAACCUUCAAGACCCCGGCGGUCUUAAGAUCAUCGCAAGCGUCGACAAGAUCAAGUCGCUCGUUAAGCAGUUCAAAGACGCCCUCCUCACAGCAACGAAAGACCUGGACAAGAUCCUUGACGACUACGUGAAGCUCGUCCUGCAGCGCAACAGCGCAGUUCUCAGCUUCAACGGGGCCAUCCAGGUCGCGGCAGAAGCUGUCUCACAACUGGCGGCGUACCGCAAACAAAACCCCCAGCUCGCGGAACAGCUCCUGGAGCUCGACCCCAACCUCCCAUCCAUCUUCUUUUGGAUGACCCGCCUGCGCGAUACCCUGCGCAUGGACAUUAUGCAGCAGCUCAACUACCAAGGGCGAGCAAUCUGCUUCUGGGGCCCGCGGGGGCCGAUUCCUUUCACCGAGGCUGGGCCUCUGAGCGGACACGCCCAGCUGCUGGGUAACCAGCAGACGCUCGAGCGAGAGUUUCAAGCGUGCGUCGAGCGAUUUGCGUCGUCGACCUGGUCGUCCUGGCCCUCUAAACGGGGUGAUCCGGGGCUGCGAUAUGAGCUAUCGGCUGCUGAGCUGACGACGCUGCUCCAGAAUCCGAAGAAGGACUCCAAGGGAAGGCGGGUGUAUGAGACGACCGUGGCUUUUCCCCCGACACGACGCACGGAAACCUUUGCCGGAAUGGCGAACAUCCGUCUCAAUCAAGUCCGUGUUUGGCUGCCUGGCGCACGACGCAAACCCGAAACCGGCGGCCACCGCCAGAUUCUCCAAGUCUCCAUCAGCCACCUCGGCCACGAAACCCUUUGGGACCCCAACGCCAACAAAUAUGACUUCAACCACGGGCCGGUCGACCUGCAGUUUAGCUACGACACGUCCCAAGUCGACGCCAUUGACGAUUGCCUUCCAUCCCUUGUGUUUGGGCGCCAGGCGAUUGAGAACGACUAUGUGAGCGGCGACGUGAGCACCCACACGGUUGCUCCGAUCGGUCCGUUGGGAGAGUGGACGAUUGGGAUUCGCGAGGGGGAUAAUGACGGUUUGGAUUUGAGCCGGGUCACGGGUGUGUGGAUGGAGUUUUGUGGGCGGAACAUGCCUUUCCAUAAGCCUGAAGGCCCUAAAAAGGUGAAGAGUUAG